UUAUACAUCUUAUAAUGUUUGCUCCCUUCGGGCCUUUUUUAACUAUCUCUCUUGGGCCUGAUUUUUUGAUUUUUUCGAGAUAAAUAUGCGAUAUCCAACUCGAUUUUUCCCAUUUUCGGUCACCUAGUUUUUUUUUUAUUUUUGUAUUCUUCCAAAUUUUCAGAUUUAAUUUUUAGAAGAAUUCUUUAAUAUUAGAAGAAUUCUUCAACUUUUUAAAAAAUAAAAAGUUACACAAAUCUUUCCAAAAAUUUAAGUUACUUAAAAAAUUAUUUUUUUAAGGUAAUUAAACAUUUGCGCCGUGUAUCCAACCAUUCUUCAGAAAAUUUAAUGUCAAUAAGUAAUUUGGCAGUUUGCUUUGGUCCAACACUUUUAAGACCUAGAGAAGAAACUUUAGCUGCAGUAAUGGAUAUUAAAUUUUGUAAUGUUGUUGUUGAAGCUUUAAUAGCUAAUUGUGAACAUAUUUUUGGUAAACAACCCCCACAACAAAUUGAACAACCUUUUCCUCCCAAACCUGCUAAAAGUGGACAAUUAUUAACAACAAUUAAUAAUGAAGGAGGAGGAGGAAGUAUUUUGGGGGAUGAUAAAAGUUUAUCAAGUAGUAAAAGUAGUGGUGGUGGUUAUGAUGAUCUUUUACCUGUGACUCAACAAAAUAGGCCUUUAAAACCCACAAUUACUCCUUUUAACUCAACUGAUGGUACUACACUUUCAUCUAACAACCCUAAUCAUCAGCAAUUUCCCCCUCCCACAUCUCCACAAAGAAGACCUUUUAAUGGCGGUGGUGGGGGGAAUACUACUUUAAAACAAAAACCUAGUAUUAUUUCAAAACAAUUCGAAUCACGAAGUGAAUUGUGUUUAGCAGGAAGUGGUGUUCUUGGAGAUUCACCAAGUUCUAGCAGUACACCGCCUCCUUCCUCUUCUGGUGCUAAUAAACAGUUGGCGGGUAUAGCUCCGAGAGGCAAAACCUUUGGAAGCUAUGCGCCAAUGUACAGCCAGCCUUUGCCUACAGAAAAUAUUUACGCAACAUUAAGCACCUCCCCAUCCAAAACCCCUUUAACUACCCAACAACAACAACGGCCAAGUUCUUCCUCUUCCCAACAAUCUACAACUACUUCAGCAACCCCAAUAAUUCUUUCAAAUCGAUCAGAAACUUUGCCCCAAACAACAAUUUUAUCUAUGCGGAUACCCCCAGCUUAUACUAAUUUUAUUAACCCUGAUGGUCCUUUACAUCCACCACGGAGAGUUCGUACAAUUUACCCUUGCGAGGCUGGACAUGAAACUGAGCUCAGCUUUGAGUCGGGUCAAAUAAUCACUAAUGUCUAUGAAAGUAAAGAGGAAGGUUGGCUAGUUGGCACUUUGAAUGGCAAGACAGGACUUAUCCCGGCAAAUUAUGUCACUUAUGUUGAUAAUUUUUGAUAUUUUUCUAAAAAUUAUUUUUUAAAAUUAAGACUUUAUUUUUAUGAAAAUAGAUAACUUGUUUAGAGAAUAGGAAAAAUACUUUCCAAGUUUUUCCAAAAAAAGAAGGGCAUUCCCCCUACAAAGUGCAACAUUAUUUUUUAUGUAAGGUAAAAUUUCUUGCUUUCCCAACUCCUCGAAAGAGGUGAAUCUCCCGACGGUUUAACUGUCGAGAGAGCUAGGCAAGUAAUUUUACUACUACUCCACUAUUUAGUCGGACCUAGAAUUUACUUACACCUUCAAUUUCAGGUACAAUUUUUUAAAAUUUGGUUGACCACUACGGGAGUUUGGGCGAAUUCUUUUUUUCCAGUUCCCUAACUAUAACUUCGAAUUAAAAGUUGGGAGGGGGUGAGGUGGUUUAUAGUUUAUAGUGAUGUUCGUGACUCGGUUCUUGAGUUGCGAAAUUUCCCAGGUUUUUGAGCCCUUGGUCUUGACUCUCUUUCUUAACUUCCGAACAUCACUAGUGAUUUACAUUACAUACAAUUACUUUCUACUCUUAAAUGUGUGUAUG
Meloidogyne enterolobii is the source of this 1963-nucleotide messenger RNA. The record is from the annotation of a GenBank genome assembly. NCBI's taxonomy places the organism in Eukaryota, Metazoa, Nematoda, Chromadorea, Rhabditida, Meloidogynidae.